UUUUAAAACUGGUGAAUGCCAUGUUUAGGCCAUGGGGCUUUAGGCUCCCAAGGAGGAACAUGAGGUGUUGAUCUUCCAGUUUGCUGUUGGUGUUAUUGUGACAGUGGAGAAGGCCUAGGAUGGAAUGUUACUGUGGGAGUGGGAGGGGAAGCAAAUGGUUGGUGUUUCUCACAUUGAGUGCAGAUGCUCUACAAAACGGUCUGAGUCUAUGCUUGGUCUCACCGUAGAGGUCACAUUGGGAGCAGCAGUUACAAAAGACCAAGUUGACGGAUGUACAGUGAACCUCUGAUAUGAAAGGUUUGUUUUGGGUCUUGAAUGGAGGUGGAGGGGGAGGUGUGCGGGGCGAUAAAAGGGCAGGUGAAGCACUUGCUACGGAAGGUUCCUACCUUCCCCAACUCCACCUCUCCUUUUAUUUAUUUCCCAGCUCCCUUCCCACUCCCUAUUUGAACAAGAACAAAGAAAAUUACAGCACAUGAACAGGCCGUUUUGAUCCUCCAAGCCUGCACCAACUGGCUGCCCGUCACAAAAACCCCUCAACCCCUCUGGGGACUGUGUUCCUAUAUUCACAUCCUAUUCAUUCAUUUGUCAAGACGUCCUUUAAAAUCAUUAUUGUAUCUGCUUCCACUAUCCCCAGCGGCUGAGAGUUCCAGGCACCCACGACCCUCUGGUUUUUAAAAAAAAUUGCCUUGGACAUUACCUUUAAACUUUGCUCCUUGCACCUUAAACGGAUGGUCUUAGUGGGAUAAAGCUUCUCCCUAUCAGUAUUCUGAAGGGCUCUGCCAUUUACUGUAUAUUUUCCAUCUGGAUUAGACCUUCCAAAAUGCAUUGUCACAUUUUUACAGAUUAAACUCUUAUCUGCUAUCUUGCUGCCCAAGUUGCUAACUGAUCUAUAUCCAGCUUGUAUACUUUGACAGUCCUCCUUACUAUCUGCAAUUCCGCCAGUCUGUCAUUGGCAAACUACUAAUCAGACUAGUCACACGUUUCCUCUAAAUCAAUUUUAUAUAUGCAUAUAUAGCAAAGAUCCCAACAUUGGUCCCUGAGGAACACCAUUAGUCAUAGCCCUCCAUUCAGAAACAUACCCUUCCACUGCUACCCUCUGUCUUCCAUGACAGGCAGUUUUUUAUCCAUCUUGCAAGCUUGCCUCUGACCCCGUGCACCUUUACCUUCUGUAUUGUCUUGCCAUGAGCGACCUUCUCAAAGGCCUUAUUGAAGGUCAUGUAGAUAACAUCUGUUGCUGUACAUCACUCACUCCAAAAAAACUCAACCAAGUAAAUGAGUCACAGCCUCCCCUUAACACAACCUUGUUGCCUCUUGCUAAUAUGCCACUUAUUUCCAAAUGGGAGUUCGCUUGACGACAGCUCCUCCGCAAACCACCAUCUGGAAGCAGUGACUGCAGUUAUGCAGAUCUUCUCCGUGUCAGAGUGUCAUCACCUCUCUGCCUGUCUUUGUCAUCUGCACACUUAGCCAGAAUGCCCUCGGUUUUUCCAUCUAGAUCAUUAAUGUAUAGAAUGAAAAGUUGUGGCCCCAACACUGACUGUUGUGGAACAGCAGUAGUCGCUGGUUGCCUUCCUGGCUUGUUUCAUCUUCAAAGAACUCCCACAACCAAUCAAACAUGACCCAUUCCCCGUGAAACCAUGCUGGCCCUGAUGGACUCAGUAUUCAAAAUGUCUUGCUACUACUACUCCAACAAUCUUCCAAUGACACCUGUCAAACCAACUAAACUGUAGUUUCCUCCCUCUCCUUUCUGAACAAGGGGUCAUGGGAUCCCCAGAGGAAAACAAGGAACUGCAGAUGCUGGAAACCCAAAACUGAAACUGCUGGAGAAACUCAGUGGAUCAGGCAGCAUCUGAGGAGGGAGAAAGCAGAGCCAACGCUUCAAACUUUCCAAAGAAGGGUCACUGGAUCUGCCCACUAACCCCCUGCCAGACAUGCCGAGCCCCUCCCUGGCAACCUCCAACCUUGCCUCUUGACUUGCAACAUCAGCUCCCUAUCUUUGAAGAUCCCACGACACCCCACCCAGAAAGGAGGAAACUGCAGCCUACUCUAUCUAGCAACUGUCAUCAGGAAGCUGCCAGAAUCCACCACCAAGGAAUCAAGAAGAGGACAUAGCCAAAACCCAUCAGAGCCAGUGCGGCCUCACAAAGGACGAACCAUGCUCGACCAACCUGCUAGGGUUCUCUGAAGAUGUAACAAGUCAGGUGGAUAAUGGGGAUCCUGGAGAUAUAGUAUAUCUGGACUUGGAGUAGGCACUUGAUAAGGUGCCUUUCUCAUAGAAUUGGCUUAACUUGGUGCCUCAGUGAUUGUUAUGCCAGUGUGGCAUUGGGAAGUCCCUUCUGAAUAUUUCCUACCUUAGAGUAGGACCUAGACAUUAGCAUCACAUUUUGGGCCUGCAUACUCCUGACUUUGCCAAUUGGCAAUGUCGUGGUUGGUGUGCCUGGGCAGAACUCUGGUGAUUGGCAGCAUCAUGGAAGCAGUUGGGAGGUCAGAAUGGCACUGGAGCAGGUCUAGAGCAGCCUGUGGUGUGAUGACUGACAAUGAGACAGCAGCACAGAGGUCAUUAGAUUGCCAAAGCAGGGGAGAGGGGAUGGCAUUCAGCAGCAAGAUGGUAGCAUGGAGUGACGAGGGCUUGAUAUCUCAAUUUCGCUGAAAGGUAAUGUGAAGUGACUGUAGGCCCAUUGUUAAAGAAGGACUGUAAUUUUUAACUAUAACUUAGAACCAAAAAAACCAAAGCAGCAUGGGAACAGGCCCUUUAGGUCUCCAAGUCUGUGCUGAUACAUUUUGCUCUUUCAUCCUAAAACCGUCUUGACUUGUAGGAUCCAUGCCCCUCCAUUCCCUUAUUUAUGUAUUUGUCCAGGUGCUUUUUGAAUGCUACUGCUUUAUACUGACUAACUAUAACAUGAACUUUUAACUUGUUGUUUUUCUACUUUUUUUUAACCUAAGAGUUUGUACCCAGGUACUUGAACCUAAGAUGAUACCUUGAAUGGCGACUUGUAAACUUUUUCACAGUACUCCUGUACUUGAGUAUUCGUGACAGUGAAAUCUAAUUCUAAUAAUGGAUUACACCACUGGAUAAAGAAGGUAUUCUUUUUAGAGGGAAGGCUAGUCCCAGCUGAUGUAAACAAAAUGAAAUCUUCCUUUCAGGCUGGUGGUGAGAACCUUCCUUUGGAUGAGAAUGACUUGAUUAUACCAAGUGACACUGAUUUUCUUGACACCUGGGAGGGUAUGGAAGAUUUAGUUGAUGAAGGAUUGGUUAGAGCUAUUGGACUGUCCAACUUUAAUGAAGAGCAGAUUGGUCGGAUCCUUAAUAAACCAAAUCUGAAACACAAACCAGCAGUCAAUCAGAUUGAAUGCCACCCUUACCUGACUCAAGAAGAUCUGAUUUCCUAUUGCCAUUCAAAUGGCAUUGUAGUGACUGCCUAUAGCCCACUGGGAUCUCCAGAUAGACCGUGGGCAAAAAAUGAUGAUCCUACACUUCUUGAGGAACCUGUUCUCCAAAAUAUAGCUCGAAGGCAUGGUAAAACAACAGCACAAGUCUUGAUCCGUUUCCAGAUCCAGAGAGGUCUGAUUGUAAUCCCAAAAUCUGUUACCAAAAGUCGCAUUUGGGAAAAUUUCCAGGUUCUUGAUUUUGAGUUGAGUGAUGAGGAAAUGAAGACUAUCCUCUCCUUCAACAGAGACUGGCGAUACUGUCCAAUGCAUUGGUGUGUUGGGCAUAAGGAUUACCCAUUCAAACAUUAAAUAUGCCCAGAUGGGACAUUCCAAUCAUGUUCCUGAUGAUUUGUGGCUUCUGUUUGUUUGAUUCGGCUUGAACAGCAGAAUUGAACUAAUAUAAUCUUAGAACAACUGAAACUACUUAAUGGUGUAUUUUAGAAGGUUUUUAGUGACUUGUGUUUUUUUUAGUUUAUGUCCAGAGUGAACAAUUGAAGAGUGUCACUUGUGUAAUGUAUUGUGAUAUGUCUUAGAAGCUACUUGACUGUAUUAUGUCCCUGAUGCAAAUAAAAAUGUUUCAAUUCUA
This is a messenger RNA of Stegostoma tigrinum, 4012 nucleotides long. Its product is annotated as aldo-keto reductase family 1 member B1-like. Bases 3124 to 3735 code for a protein of 203 amino acids. NCBI's taxonomy places the organism in Eukaryota, Metazoa, Chordata, Chondrichthyes, Orectolobiformes, Stegostomatidae. Gene Ontology annotation, molecular function: aldose reductase (NADPH) activity. Gene Ontology annotation, cellular component: cytosol. The record is from RefSeq and is a predicted model, not a curated record. The transcript is spliced from 8 exons.